AUGAAGUACGGAUCUGUUUUGGGCCUAUUGGCCGUCUCCGCCGUGGUCUCUGCUCAAUCCACCACCACUGAUGACUUUUCCGCUACUGCUAUCGUCGCGACUUUCACCAAGACGUCGACCUCUGGAUCCGCUUCCUCCGCCCCAACCUCUGGUGCUUCUUCUGCGCCAUCCUCUGGUUCCACCUCUGGUGCUUCUUCUGCUCCAUCCUCUGGUUCCACCUCUGGUGCUUCUUCUGGAUCCGCUUCCUCCGCCCCAACCUCUGGUGCUUCUUCCGGAUCCGCUUCCUCCGCCCCAACCUCUGGUGCUUCUUCCGGAUCUGCUUCUUCCGCUCCAUCCUCUGGUUCCACCUCUGGUGCUUCUUCUGCUCCAUCCUCUGGUUCCACCUCUGGUGCUUCUUCCGGAUCCGCUUCCUCCGCCCCAACCUCUGGCUCCACCUCUGGAUCCGCCUCCAUCACUUCCGGCUCUUCUUCUAUCACCUCCGGUUCUGCUUCCAUUACUUCUCUAAGCUCUAUCGCUUCUUCUUCCGCUUUCUACCCAAACAGCUCUGUUCCUCAAUCUUCUGGAAGUUUGACCUCCAUUGGUUCUUUGUCCUCUAACUCUACUGUUUCUGCGACUACCCUUUUAUAA
Lachancea dasiensis is the source of this 627-nucleotide messenger RNA. The record is from the annotation of a GenBank genome assembly. NCBI's taxonomy places the organism in Eukaryota, Fungi, Ascomycota, Saccharomycetes, Saccharomycetales, Saccharomycetaceae.